AUGGCUAACAUCGUUUGUCCACUUGUGGUGCUGCGUAAAACAGAUAAAAUCCUGAGCAAACUCGGAGAAGGGACUUUCGGAAGAGUUUUGGAAUGCUGGGAUCGCCAAAUGCAGCAAGCUCCAGAAGUGAUUCUUGGGACUGGGUGGUCAUAUCCAUGCGACAUCUGGAGUGCAGGUUGCAUUAUUGUCGAGCUUGUCACGGGGGAGGCGUUGUUUCAAACGCAUGAGAAUCUUGAGCACCUUGCCAUGAUGGAAAGACUGCUGGGUCCAAUUUCCCCACACAUCAUCAAGAAGGCUGACCGACGAGCUGAGAAGUACUUCAGAAAUGGAAGAGAACUUAAUUGGCCAGAGGGUGCUGCUUCACGUGAAAGCAUUCGGGCGGUCCGAAAGCUUCCCCGACUAAGAGAUUUGAUUAUGCAAUGUGUGGAGCAUUCAGCCGGCACACUCAUUGACCUUCUCUACUCGCUCUUGAAGUUUGACCCUGCACAACGGCUCACAGCUCGAGAGGCUUUGAAGCACCCGUUUUUCCGGGAGCCAAGCCGCUGCCUGCGGUAA
Molecule: messenger RNA, 555 nt
Organism: Closterium sp. Naga37s-1
Lineage: Eukaryota; Viridiplantae; Streptophyta; Zygnematophyceae; Desmidiales; Closteriaceae
Source: the annotation of a GenBank genome assembly